This is a messenger RNA of Schistosoma intercalatum, 708 nucleotides long. Lineage: Eukaryota; Metazoa; Platyhelminthes; Trematoda; Strigeidida; Schistosomatidae. The record is from the annotation of a GenBank genome assembly.
AUGUGCAAGUCUUGUGCAGGAUGCGUUCGCGUGCUGAUGAUUGUGUUUAACAUCCUGUUUACAAUCAUAGGGAUGAUUGUUUUAUCCGCUGCUCUGUACUUCUACUUUUCAACAUUCGGGGUUAGAGGUACUGAUCAGCACAAUAUAUUGGCUUAUACUUAUAUCGUUCUGGCUGCUAUUGGGGCUCUGAGCUUUGUAUUGGGAAUAUUAGGUUGUUGUGGCUCAUAUCACUAUAGUCGAUGUUUGUUGGGCUUUUAUUUUGCUCUGUUACUGGUUAUUUUCGCCAUCGAAAUUGCUAUUGGCGUAGCUGGGUUCGUUCAUAGAGAACAGGCACGUGCAAUUAUCCACGAAACACUUAAAGAAGGUGUUGAAGAUUGGAAAAAUUCCAACAAUGAAGUUCGAUGGAUGGAUGCAAUCCAUGUUAUGUUCCAAUGUUGCGGUUACAAUGGACCUACAGACUAUGGUAUUGCUAAAGUCCCUUCUUGUUGUUUAAAUGAUCAAUGUGCUAUGGAUUUCGCUUUGCUCAGUUUUCAGACGGGUUGUAAAGAAAGAAUUGACAAUAUUAUGCAUAAUUUCCUAAUCAUAUGUAUCUCGGUUAUUACAAUAGCCCUCAUUGAGCUGAUUGGUUUGAUAUUUGCAAUGACUCUUUGUUGUGCUGUGAAUGGUCGUGAUCCAAACGCUUAUUAUCGUGCAGUACAAACAGCAUAA